This is a messenger RNA of Porites lobata, 948 nucleotides long. The record is from the annotation of a GenBank genome assembly. Lineage: Eukaryota; Metazoa; Cnidaria; Anthozoa; Scleractinia; Poritidae.
AUGACGUUUUUCAACUAUACGAACUCUACGACAGAACUUCCACUCUCAGGUACAGUAUCUUCGUUCGCUGGAUCUUCUCGCCUACCAAAAUCCGAGCUUGGCCAAAGUACAUCGGAGCUUAAAGUUCUAUCUGGGAUUUGCUCAAUAGCGAGUAUCAUUGGAAUCGUCGGCAAUGUUUUAGUGUGCUUUGUCGUGACCAAGUUUCGGUUUCUGGGCCGACCCAAGGCCGAGCUCUUCAUCGUAAGCUUAGCUGUGGCUGACUUAAUGGUCUGCAUAUUCGCCCAGCCCAUGUAUGUCAUAUAUCUCCAUGGCUUACUUCCUAAAGAAGUCGAUCUCAUACGAAAAGCAAUCACAUGGGUGUCCACUCUUGUUUCGGUGAGCCACCUUUUCGCGAUUUCUUUAGAGCGCUUUUUCUCGCUGUACUUUCUUCACCGCUUCAGCGUUUUUAUUCGGGAACACGUCAUUUGGAACGCCAUUCUCUUAACGUGGUUCAUCGCGAUCGGUUUCGGGGCUCCAUCGGCAGUAUUCAGAAAAGCGAGAAUUGUAUCACAGUACUUUGUCAUCGCUAUGCUCCUCGUAAUACCACUUGUCUACGCUGGGAUAUUUUACAUCGUACGCCUCCAGCAAAGACGCAUUAACAAGCAAAUCGUCAGAAAAACGUUUUACACUUCGCAAAAGAGCUUGACAAGCGAGCGAAAGAUUGUUUACAUGAUAGCAGUAGUUGUUGGCGUUUUUUAUCUUUGUUUCACGCCUUUGCUUAUUGUGCCGUUUUUCUUUAGCGUAAAAACGACCCCAGCCGUGCGUGUAAACGCUCUUCGCGCGUUUCCGUGGGUGAACACUAUCGCUCUUUUAAACAGCAGUUUCAACCCUUAUAUCUACUACUGGCGUAGUUUUAGGUUUCGCAUGGCGCUUGAACUAAUUCUGAGAAGGAUUUUUGAAAAGAAAUAA